ACAAAAAAAAGAAGGCAAGGGAAAGCAAAUUAAAAUUGAUGAAAAUGAUCCUUAUAGAAAAUAGUUAAUGGAGAGGUCCUAUGUCAGAAUUGCAAGAUGGAUAUAUGAUACUGGAAUUCCGUUUAAUGUAGUCAAUAAUGAAAGUUUUGCACCAAUGAUUGAAGCCAUAGGACAAUUUGGUCCAGGUUUGAAACCACCAAGUUACCACAUGAUUCGGAUUCCUUAUCUCAAGAAAGAAGUGAAUCAUGUCCAUAAGUUGAUGAAGGAGCACAAAGAGGAUUGGGCAAAGUAUGGAUGUUCUAUAAUGUGUGAUGGGUGGACGGAUAGGAAGCAUAGAACUUUGAUUAAUUUCUUGGUGAAUUGUCCUAGAGGAACCAUGUUUCUUGAGUCUAUUGAUGCAUCUAGUUACUCAAAGGAUGCAAACAAGAUUUUUAGCUUGCUUGACAAGUUUGUUGACAAAAUUGGAGAAGCUAAUGUGGUCCAAAUUGUCACCGACAGUGCUGCAGCAAAUGUAUUGGCAGGGAAGUUUUUGGAGGCAAAGAGACCCCACUUGUAUUGGACACCUUGUGCAGUCCAUUGCAUGGAUUUAAUGUUGGAAGACAUUUUCAAAUUACCCAAUUUUAAGAAAACAUUUGAAAGGGCAAUUGGGGUACACGGUUAUAUUUAUAAUCGUCCAUCUUUGUUGAAUAUGAUGAGGAGUUUCACUCAAUUGAAGGAGUUAGUGAAGCCUACUAAAACCCGAUUUGCAAAAGCUUUCUUAACUUUGCAAAGACUUUAUCAACAAAGGAACAACUUGAGGAAGAUGUUUACUUCGGAAGAGUGGACCAAAAGCAAAUGGGCGAAGGAGCCGCAGGGUAAGAAGACAGUUCAAAUAAUGCUAAUGCCUUCAUUUUGGAAUCAUGUUCACCUUGCCCUGCAGUUUUCAUGUCCUCUUGUUCAUGUACUAAGAAUGGUUGAUAGUGAAGAAAAGCCUCCAAUGGGAUAUAUUUACGAGGCUAUGGAUAGGGCUAAAGAAGCUAUUGCAAAUGCAUUCGAUGGAAAGGAAGAGAAGUAUAAAGAGAUCUUUGAAAUCAUUGAUCCAAUGUAG
This is a messenger RNA of Camellia sinensis, 1087 nucleotides long. RefSeq lists its product as uncharacterized. The record is from RefSeq and is a predicted model, not a curated record. Lineage: Eukaryota; Viridiplantae; Streptophyta; Magnoliopsida; Ericales; Theaceae.